ACGCCAAGAUACAUCUUACACUGAAUACUAUAGUCAUGGUUUCCCAAUCUUUUAUUAUUGUCCUUACACUACUGGGACAAAUAUUAACGUGUAAUUCUCACCCAGUCGAUAGUUUUGAAUCAGAUCCUGAGGAAUUUGGAGAUUAUUUUGAAGGCGACAUGGAUUUAGAUGAUAUUCAAAGGAUUGCUCUCGAAAAUCAGGAUCAUCGGAAUGGCGUAGUGAAUGAAUCUUACAAUUGGCCAAAUAAUACGGUUUAUUAUGAAAUCAGUGAUGUUUUCGAUGACGAACAUCGUAACUACAUCCUCAAAGGCAUCAGCCAUAUAGAAGCAGCUUCAUGUUUGAGGUUUUAUCCGAAGGACGAAUCAACGCCAGACUAUAUUUUCAUCAUCGGCGAAAACACCGGAUGCCAUACAAAGGUCGGAUAUCGUGGAGGUGAACAGACAUUGAACUUACAAAUUUACCAACUCGAGGCCGGUUGUUUCCGCAUUGGAACAAUUAUGCAUGAGAUUCUCCACGCUUUGGGUUUUCAUCAUCAACACAACACUCCGGAUCGCGAUGUCUAUAUAACGAUUGUUCCUGAAAACAUUAGAACGGGGAAGGAGCGUAACUUCAAAAAGAAUCUGGCAACUGAUGUCACUGACUAUGGAGUUCAAUACGAUUACGCAAGUGUCAUGCAUUACAGGCCAACAGCCUACAGUAGAAAUCAUAAUCCAACUAUUAUCCCGAAAGAUCCAGAUGCAACAAUCGGACAGAGGUUGGAAUUGAGUGAAGGCGACAUUUGGAAGUUGAAUAGGAAGUAUAAUUGUACGGAUGAAAUUUUAGAUUGACUAGUUUGUAAUAAAUUUUAAUUAAAACGUUGAUUUUCUUAUCAA
Hermetia illucens (black soldier fly) is the source of this 872-nucleotide messenger RNA. Its product is annotated as seminal metalloprotease 1-like. The record is from RefSeq and is a predicted model, not a curated record. The transcript is spliced from 3 exons. NCBI's taxonomy places the organism in Eukaryota, Metazoa, Arthropoda, Insecta, Diptera, Stratiomyidae. Gene Ontology annotation, molecular function: metalloendopeptidase activity; zinc ion binding. Gene Ontology annotation, biological process: proteolysis. The coding region runs from base 36 to 827 and encodes 263 amino acids.